This is a messenger RNA of Stylonychia lemnae, 618 nucleotides long. NCBI's taxonomy places the organism in Eukaryota, Ciliophora, Spirotrichea, Sporadotrichida, Oxytrichidae. The record is from the annotation of a GenBank genome assembly.
AUGAGAUUGCUCAAGUAUACUCUUUUAGUAUCUCUGAUAGCAAAUUCAGUAUAUCUAGCUCCAAAAGGCCCUAAAAGAUCUAAAGAAUUAAAUGACAAAACCUUUGAGCAUGAUACUCAGGCAACAACUGGAUCUACAACUGGUGAUUGGUUUGUUAACUUCUGUAGUAAAAAGAACAAAAGAUGUAGAGAAAUUGAACCACUCUGGGACGAGCUUGCAGAAAAGUUAUUUGGAAGAUUAUCAGUAGCUCAUGUUGACUUAAAAAGAAAGUUUUAUCAAUUUGAUGGAAAUAGCGAUGACAUUGAAGCUUUACAUUAAUUUGCUAUUGAUUCAUAUCCUGAUGCAAAAUUGCAAGGAGAUAUUCCUUAGGAGCUCUCAGCUUUCUCAAGUCUUUGGAAAAAUUUACUAGAUUUAAUUGAGAUGGUUGGAGAACAGAUAAAUAAAGUAGUCAUGAAGAAUGAGACUGAGGUUAAUUAUGCAGGCAUGGCAGUAUUUUUUGGCAUUCCUCUCAUUAUAAUCUUCAGUAUGUGUGUCCUUAUCCUUGGAGGCUAGGAAGAUAGUGGAAUCGUAGGGGCUAAAAAGCAAGUUGCAGACAAAAACAUAAAGAAAAAUAAAUGA